Molecule: messenger RNA, 1555 nt
Organism: Galendromus occidentalis (western predatory mite)
Lineage: Eukaryota; Metazoa; Arthropoda; Arachnida; Mesostigmata; Phytoseiidae
Gene: Gmd
Product: GDP-mannose 4,6 dehydratase
Exons: 7
Coding region: 97-1164 (355 amino acids)
Biological process (GO): 'de novo' GDP-L-fucose biosynthetic process
Molecular function (GO): GDP-mannose 4,6-dehydratase activity
Source: RefSeq, a predicted model, not a curated record
GCGUAACUCUCUCUGGAACUGUCACCGGCCACGUCGAGAGUACAUGCUAUUUUAUAAUUCUUCUGAACGCCAGAUUGUGGGUGUGGACUUAAAGUGAUGGCCGGAGAUCCUCGGAAGGUUGCUCUGAUAUCGGGAAUCACAGGACAGGACGGAUCUUAUCUCGCGGAGUUCCUUUUAGAGAAAGGUUAUGAAGUCCAUGGUAUUUUACGACGGUCCAGCUCUUUCAAUACCGGUCGGGUGCAACACCUGUAUGAAGAUCCAAGAACUCAUCGGCAGAAUUCGAUGAAAUUACACUACGGUGAUCUUCUGGAUAGCUUGAGUCUCAUCAAAUUGAUACGUGAGACGCAACCCAACGAAGUUUACAAUCUUGGCGCGCAAUCACAUGUCAAAGUGUCCUUUGAUCUCUCUGAAUACACUGCCGAUGUCGACGCUCUAGGCACACUGAGACUCCUGGAAGCGAUCAAAGUUUGUGGUCUCGAUAAAAAAGUCAAAUUCUACCAAGCUUCUACUAGUGAACUUUAUGGUAAAGUGAAGGAGAUACCCCAGAAGGAGAGCACCCCAUUCCACCCGAGAUCUCCUUACGGUUGUGCGAAAUUAUAUGCCUAUUGGAUCACCGUGAACUAUCGUGAAGCAUACGGCAUGUUCGCGGUGAACGGCAUCCUAUUCAAUCACGAGAGUCCCCGUAGAGGUGAGACUUUCGUCACCCGGAAAAUCAGCCGAUCCGUCGCGAAGAUCCAUCUCGGCCAGCUGGAAUUCUUCGAACUUGGAAAUUUGGAUUCCCAACGAGACUGGGGCCACGCGAGAGAUUACGUUGAAGCGAUGUGGCUGAUGAUGCAGCGGGAUACGCCCGAAGAUUUCGUUGUGGCCACAGGAGAGACUCAUUCGGUUCGUGAAUUCGUGGAGAAAUCUUUCGCUCGUAUAGGGAGAAAUAUAGAGUGGAGAGGUGAAGGAGUCGAUGAAGUCGGAGUCGAGAAAGAGAGUGGAAUCGUUCGAAUCAAAGUCAACCCGAGGUACUUCCGUCCGGCAGAAGUGGAUUUAUUGCUCGGAGAUCCAUCAAAAGCUCGGACGGAGCUCGGAUGGUCUAUCAAGGUGUCAUUCGACGAGUUAGUUAAUGAGAUGGUCGAUGCAGACAUUCUUCUGAUGAAGAGCAACCCGUCCGCGUAGUUCGCAGCGGCUGCAGCAAGAUGUGCCUUCCUACGGAGAUGAGCGAGCCCGCCACAUGCAGCUCACUCCGGUUUGAAGCGAUGCUUCGUCUAUAUACUCGGUGUCUGCUGGAUAUCUCCGCGAUUUCCCGCGAAAGCCGCCUCUGAACACAAGAGAACAUUCCUGAAGGGAAAGGAGCGCGACCUUCUUCAUGACUCCUCCAAAUCCUUGGGCACUGCAACGACCAACCCUACCGCCAACAAUGAGGGGCCAGCUCCACUCCCAUUUUUUCAACGUGACCCGAUCAACGAAACGGUUCCCGUUCGAGGUCUUUCCUCGCAUGCUAUAAAUAAGAAUAAACGUUGAAUACCAGAUGAUGAGCUUGAAAUUCAGGAGCCGGGAUUAAAAAAAU